AUGGCAGCCACCGACCAGCUCACCCUCAAAGGUGACCCGGCGCACCUGCUCCCUCCAUCAUGGAAGCCUCAGAUCACAGCCUGGCUGGCCGAGGACACGCCGUCGUUCGACUACGGCGGCUUCGUCGUGGGCGACAAGCAGCGCACCGCCACCCUGCUGUGCAAGAGCCCCGGCGUCCUGGCCGGACGGCCGUUUUUUGACGAGGUCUUUACCCAAUGCGGCUGCACCGUCGAGUGGGGCUUCCCCGAGGGCUCGAACCUGGAUCCUUGGUCCUCCGACGGAUCCGGCGGCAAGGUCAAGGUCGCGGUCGUUACGGGCCCGGUCCGCGGGAUCCUGCUCGGCGAGCGCGUGGCGCUCAACAUCCUCGCGCGGUGCUCUGGCGUCGCGACGGCGUCCCACAAGCUCGUCUCGGCAAUGCGCGAGGCCGGCUUCCAGGGCAGGGUCGCCGGCACCCGCAAGACCACACCGGGUUUCCGGUUGGUGGAAAAGUACGGCAUGUUGGUUGGCGGGGCCGACGCCCACCGCAUGGACCUGAGCAGUAUGGUUAUGCUCAAGGACAACCACGUGUGGUCGCGUGGGAGCAUCAAGGACGCUGUGGGCGUCGCCAAGGCCGCCGCGGGCUUCAGCGUCAAGGUCGAGGUCGAGGUGCAGAGCGAGGCCGAGGCCGACGAGGCUAUCGACGCUGGCGCUGAUGUGGUCAUGCUGGAUAAUUUCACGCCCGGUCAGGUCAAGACCUCGGCGGCUAGCAUCAAGCAGCGCUGGGCGGGCAAGAGGCAUUUCCUGUUGGAGAUUUCGGGUGGUUUGACCAUCAACAAUGUGGAGCCAUAUGUGUGCAAUGAUAUCGACAUCAUAUCUACGAGCUCCAUACAUCAGGGUGUUCCUCAUGUAGACUUUUCGCUCAAGCUGGACCAUUAG
Pyricularia grisea is the source of this 915-nucleotide messenger RNA. RefSeq lists its product as uncharacterized. Gene Ontology annotation, molecular function: nicotinate-nucleotide diphosphorylase (carboxylating) activity. NCBI's taxonomy places the organism in Eukaryota, Fungi, Ascomycota, Sordariomycetes, Magnaporthales, Pyriculariaceae. Gene Ontology annotation, biological process: NAD+ biosynthetic process; quinolinate catabolic process. The coding region runs from base 1 to 915 and encodes 304 amino acids. The transcript is spliced from 2 exons. The record is from RefSeq and is a predicted model, not a curated record. Gene Ontology annotation, cellular component: cytoplasm.